Molecule: messenger RNA, 1055 nt
Organism: Drosophila takahashii
Lineage: Eukaryota; Metazoa; Arthropoda; Insecta; Diptera; Drosophilidae
Product: cingulin
Source: RefSeq, a predicted model, not a curated record
AUGAAAAUUAAAGUUCAUACACAAAAAUGGAAUUGGAAUUGGAAAACAUUAAAAGUUUGGAUGGAUUGCCCGAUUGCGCCAAGCUGAAAUUAAGCGAGAUUGAUCCCAUAUCACGGACUUCAAAAUGCGAUAACAAUAAACAAGAGAUUUUCCAUGUCGAUGAGGAGGUUAGCUUUUCCCAUUUAGACGAGGAGGAGGAGGAACUGGAACUCGAUCUUACUGAAGAUGUCACUGACGAUGAAGAUCGGGCAGGAAAGGCGGUUUACGAAAUUGAUUGCCUGAUUCGCCAGAUUGAGCUAAUGCAGAUGGCGAUUAGGAGUCGUCAGGUUGGGAAAAGUAGCGAAAAAAUUAGUGAAGAAUCUGUAGAAUCUCCAAUGGAACAGUUAACCAAGGCUCAGACUAAGUGCAAGAAGUUUGAAAGUCAGGAAAAGGAACCUCAAGCCAAGGAAAAGUCUAAAACUAAAGAACCCAAAAUCCAACCUCUAACCGACCAGGAACUUUUGGAAGCCAGAAGCCUUCGUCAAGCCCAUCAUCGCCUUCAACAAGAAAUAGACGAACUGAUCUGCAGAUACCGAAAGCUUCGUGAAAUUAUCCAUCAACUACGUGGGAAUAUCACCUGCAUGGAAAACAAUCUAAAGAAUAUUAGUUCUAAAACCGAAGAGCACCUCGCUUGGGCACAGGAAUUUUCCAAGGAAAUGCAUGUCUGCAAGGAGCGAUACAUCUACUUAAUCCAUGCCAAAAUGUCAAAAAGGGAGGCAAUAAAAACUGAAAAUGUUCAUGCGGUCCGUUUCGCCAGAUUUUAUAAAGCGUAUUUAAAAAAAAGUCGCCUCAAAUGUGAAAUACUCGAGUUCUGUGAGGAAGUGAACGAUCUUGUGGUUCUAAUGACUGAACUGCACCAAGAACUGGAACGAAAUAUGAGUCUAUUCGAAACACAACGCAUUAGUAAGCCGAAUCCAGCUGAAUUUCUUAUGUCCAUUGACGCGGCGGCUAAAUCAAAUAAUAAGUUUCUGGAGUCUGUAAUGAAGCUUGAAGACGCUGAAAAUAAAAAGAAAUAA